This is a messenger RNA of Sitodiplosis mosellana (orange wheat blossom midge), 11491 nucleotides long. RefSeq names its product hybrid signal transduction histidine kinase A. The transcript has 6 exons. NCBI's taxonomy places the organism in Eukaryota, Metazoa, Arthropoda, Insecta, Diptera, Cecidomyiidae. The record is from RefSeq and is a predicted model, not a curated record. Bases 6948 to 10760 code for a protein of 1270 amino acids.
CAAUAAAAACAGUAUUAAAUUUUAAAAAAAUUGCAACGAAAAAGUUUUCGAUUGACUUUUGUUUCGUUCGCGGUGAAUGGCACAUUGCAUGCAGAAAUUUAUUCUUGAAUUUAUUAACAAGCGAAGCAUAGAAGAAAAAAAAACACGCAUAAAUAAAUGCCAAAAUAAUAAUUAGUGUACAUGAUUUCAUGGAAAUCCGAGUAAAAGACACAGAAGGUGUGAAAGAGAGGUCGUCGACGAUACAAGGGGAAAAAAUACCGCAGAACUUUCAAACGAUGUGUGUUUUUUUUUUAAUUUUUCCUUUCGAUGACGAAUGACAUAUAUACACACAACAAACACAGUUUUCCAUUCAUGCGAAAAUAAACGACGACGGCUAUGAAUCGUGGUGUGUGCAUGUGGUGUUGUUGUUUCAGUAAGUAAGCAGAGUAUGUCAUCAAUGACAUGAGUGAGUUCUUGUACACUUGACGGUUCAUCAUGUGCGAGCCCAAGCAUUGAAUACUUGUUUACGAUUUUGAAAAUUGGCGUCGUUAGACAUUCGAUAGCGUAAGGCGGCUCGGGUACUUGCGCGUAUAGAUUCGCGGUGAAUGGUUCGAGCGCCAACAAGGCGAGCGAUUAAUUGCAUACAAUUAUGCAGAAUGAAUGGCUUUGUGGUUGAUAAAACGUGUUUCAUGAAACGAAGCCUGCCUUUGGCCAAAUGCAGUGAUACGUUUGAUCACGUAAUGCGAAAUAAUGAUCGUCAAGAUCAAUCUUUCAUUUCGCCCAACAAUAUACUGCUCGAACCAUUUGGCAAAGUGGAAGAGGCCCAAUGUCUUUUGAUCGACGUUGGCACUUUAUCAUGAAUACGGUCGUGAGGAGAUUGUGCGCAUUUCAGCGCAUAUUUUCUCUUCGGACUUCCUUGGGUGCUACUGCAACUGCUGCUGCUGCUGUUGUACCAUUUCAUUUCCUCAAACAAAAAGUGCUACUAGUAUUUGCUCUGACUACGUGAAGCUGAGCAAUGACUCGUUUUAACUCAACUCGGCUGACUUAUGAAAAUCUCGUAUGCAAAAUUGCACGAGAGACGAUUCACCAGCACGAUAGAAAGUUCGCAAGUACACACACACACAUGUUGAGACUGCGAUAAGAUCCGCUGUUGUACAGGAGAAAAACAAAAUUAUUUCCUUCAAUCAAUUACAUUAUGUAUCGUAUGGUGUGUUUCGAAUAGGCAGUAGUGUGUGGAAACAUAUGCUGAAUUAAUCACCGGGUGAUUGUAAUUUCACGAGUGGUACCUCGAUUCGGAAAUAAUAUAUCUGCGCUUCGUCGUUUUUUUUUCUUUCUUCACACAAAUUAAUCUUGUACACGCCGAAGGUGAACAAAUAGCGGUGUUUUUUUUUUCUUCUCUUUCUCAAAUUUUCUUUUCUACAUCAUUUUCAUCGUAUUUCGAAACCGUCGUCAUCGUAGACUUUGUCGUCUCGGUCAUCGUCGUACGCAUCGUAACAUUUUACCAAUCUCAAUCUGAUCUCUUGGCAAAUUAUGAACGUCAUAAAUCAGACGUGAGUGCGUAAAGUAUCAAUUGUAAUAUCUACAGCGUAAAAAAUGGCCGUAAUAUGGAUCUCAUUAUAUUUUCUUAUCCGUUUGCUUGUGCAAGGCAUAGGGAGAAGAAGAAAAAAUAAAAUCAACUUCAUCGAAAGUAAUAAGUAAAGAAAUGUGCGAUACAAUAUCUAAAUAUGAGGCACUUACCGUAUACACAGCAUUUGCCGCAAAAAUACAAACCGAAACAAAGCCACACCACACCACACCGCACCGCACCGUCGAGGCUGUUAUUUUCACGCUGAAAGUGAAAAACGUGCGCAAACAUUCGAACACGCUAAAGCUAGAAAAAAGAAACACGUAUCGACCUAUUCACACACAUCCAGUAGAAAUUAAAAUACUUCCUACUUGAUUACUUCACUUGCUGCCUAUAUUUUCUGCCGCAAUUACACAAUGGCAAUGGCAAAGGCAAAGGCAGGCUAGCUGAAGAGGAAAAAUGCAUUUGCAAUCAUCAUCGCAAAUGGAAAUGAAAAUGGAAAUGGUAAUGGAAAUGAAGACAAUGAAAGCGAACAACAAUCACAAAUCAUAAUCAUUAACAUCAUCAUCGCGCGAGCACACGGCAAACGAGCGUCACACGGAUCGCGCGAAUAAAAAAAAACAACAACAGCAUAUCUCGCACUCGAUGUCUCGGCUUUGUUGUGAUGUGCAUUGCUCUGCGCAAAACCAUUGUGUAUUUGUUUUAUAUUAUUCGCGUUUUGGUGGCCGUGCUGCCGCUCAUUUCCUCCGUCUCUCUCUCUCUCUCUCUCUCUCUUUCGCUGCUCUCCAUCUUGCUUGCUCGUCCGUUCACUCAUUUUUAUUGUGUAUAAUUUUUGCAUCGGAAAACUCAAACACACAAAUUAUCAACGUGCUACAAAUGCAAAUUAUCGCACGCGUUACGCAAAUAAACACACCAAAUUUCACAACAUAAUUUACUGAAGAUGAUCGUGAUUACUUACUGAAAAUUGACUAUGUGCUUUUCUAUGUUAAUUUGCGUACGUUCCGCGGCGAGGGAAUAAUAUGCGAAAAUUGCCGCUUUGCAAUCAAUAAGCGGAAUUAUAUGUCAAAAAGUGCAAUUUUCAUCACUUUUUUUUUCUACCCCGUUGCUAUUGUUGCUGCUGCUGCUCAUAAAUCGUUUAGCAAUUCUGAGAGCCAUUUUCAAAUCAGACAUUGCUCGUUUGUGCGCGGAUUUGUGUCAUCAAAACUAGUCUAACUGACAUGAAAAUCAAAUGCAAAUGCUGCUCAACCAAGCGUUCAACGCUCAUCCGCCACAUUACGUUCCAAAAUCUUUGCAUAAAACCUGACACUAAACAAGAUAUUCAUUCUGUGUUCAUUUCCAAAUGAAAUGACAACUUGAGUGCAUCUUGGCAUGUGCCUGCACAGCGAGAGAAACGAACGCGCUCGGAGCAAACUGCUGAAAAUAUUCCGCUCCAGCGAAAAUGACAUCAUUGUACACAGAAUAUAUGAAUUAGUAAGCUAUAGUCGUGCUGUGCUUUAUUCAUAUUAUCUCAGCUGUACAUAUUAUUUUUCGCCUUCAUCACUUUUUACUGUUGGCAAAAGUGCAAAGCGUGUUUUUGCACCGUGAACACACACACACACACCAUUUCCAAUGAGGAAAAAUACAUUCAGACAAGUUGAAUUCAUUGUCGGCAGAGAGACAAUGAAAGCAUUAUCAGAUGGAAAUUGUAUUCAGAGUCUUUGGUAAUGCUUUGACUGUCACUUUUUUGUUGCCGCUGCCCGUUGCUGUCGUUGUUGUAAUGGCAUUUAAUCGAUUUGUGCACUGAAUCACACAUACUUUUCCUCUAUUUCAUUUUGCAAACACUUCGCAAUGCAUUGAACGCACACACACACACUCUCUCUCUCUCAAUCGGUCAUUAGCCCAAAUUAAUGUCACGUGGUUGUGUUUUGGUAAAUGUCAACGCUGUGUGCUUUUUUCCGUGUUUCCUUUAUCGAACUGAUAAUUUUGUCCAAAGUGCAAACCGAUAAUUUUCCCUCGAAAUACCAACAACGCCUUCCUCUUUGACGCCUUUCACUACAAAUGAAUUGCAGGUUUUAUGCGGUUAUAUCUUGUUUCAAACUCUUAUCUUUUCACAAUCUCAUAAGUCCAUUAUUCUAUAAAUCGAAAUGUGUGUGCUGGCGAGAAAUGUUCUGACCAAUGUCACUUACCUUAUCAGACGCGUACAAAUCUCGCGCGAAAAGUAUUUAUUGAAAUUUUGGCGAAGCUUUUUACUAUUGGACAAAACAAGCCUUCACUAUCAUGUCAAUGUAUCGGUUGAACAAGUGGUCAAAAAUUGUGUAUGACAUUUGCAAUGCACCAAACCGAACAAAAAUCAAUACAAAUCGCUUUUCAAUCGAUAGCUUGCGUGCACUCAAGCCUUCUUACCAUUUAAAAAUAGAACAAAUGUCGACCUGUGUGAAUCUCGUGCGAAAAUUUGACGAGCCAAUCACUUUGGUGUAAACAGUGAUAAAUCCAUGUUGUUGUUGUUUAUGUUCCUGUACGAAAGAGCAAACGGAAUGACGACGUUUGAUUAAGAUAUUGACAAUGUUGUACAUUGUUUUUGAUGCGAUAGUAAAAUGUCAUCGAUGUGUGAUGUCAUUCGGUGUGUGAGUAUGCCUAAAUUCAUGAGUUAAUCGGUUUUGUCUUGAGUCAUCUGUGAGUGAAGCAGUGUGUAUGGUCUCGCGACUAUUCGCAGAACAAGUUUUCUUGUGUUUUUUUUUUUUCUGUGCCGAUUCACUUUUAGUGGUCCCAUCGUCGUAUUUUGCGUUGAUCCGGUUCUAAUCAUGCGAUAAAACGAUAAAAACAAACGAAAACUGAAAAUACUUUCAUUGAAAAAGGUCUUUUGGAAAAUGUCACGACAUGUUUGUGUUUGUGUGUGUGCAAUGGAGUAUAAUAUGCAUACCUUUAGUGCAAACGCAUUUAUUGCUCUCCGUAACGCAAACGCCAUCUAUUCGGUGCGAACAUGAACACAAACAAAUUGACUCCAGCUGCCAACCGAUAUAUGAAUCGGUGGAAAUGAAGGAAGUGUAUAAAAAGUAUGCCGAACAAAACGAACCACAGCGUUUCCUCUAUAUAGAGAUGUUGUUGUAUUAUAACUCUGUAUGGAUCAAUUUGUUUGUUUUCAUGUUCAAACCGAACAGAUAGCGCUCGCGUUAGGUAGGACAAUAAAUGCUUUUGCACUAACCGUAUGAUAAUAUGCAGUCAUAAAAGCUAUUCUCGUUCGAUUUGCCAUUCAGCCUUAGAUUUUCCGGUUUGUUUGGCAUAAAAAAGAGAGUAUAUGAUGCAUAUAAUGUGGUGCAGUAAAAUGACAGGAGAAACAAGCUAGCAUCGAUGGCAAUUAUCAUGCCAUUCAAUGCUGUUUUCUUUCGUUUUGUCUCUCUUCUUCAUUCCUUGUCUCUCGUUGUUGUUGCUGUUGCUGCAUUGUUUUCUCGUCUUUUGAUUUUUUUCUUCGCAAAGAAAAUGUGUGCACAAUUCGCAACAAACAUUCGAUAUUCACGUAUAUAGUAAUCGGUGCAUUAGUCAUUUGAUUGACGUCAUAAACUGAAAAUGGUGUAUUCAAUACACAGCAUAAACGCCGAACUGUUUGAGUAGAAAAUAUUCCCAGUUUUGGAUGUGGGCAAUAAAUACUGACCCCUUUUGUGCACCUUCAUUCGCAUACGUGCAUUUUAAAGCGCCUUUUACUUGUCGCAUUUCUUCUUUUAUAAUCUGUGAGGGCAAGAUCAAUGAAGUGCAAAAAAAAAAAACCAUUUCUAUCGAAAUGAAAAAAUGUUCGUUCAAGUAUCGGAAACAUUAUGAAGAAAACAUGAGGUGGAUGUUAUUUGUUCGGCUUAAAUGAUUCUCCAUAAAAUUUCGCUCGAAAACGAAACGACUCACUCUUUCUCCCGGCUUUUAUUUCUUUCUUUUUUUUCUCUCGUUUGGAAAAGUGUUUUUUUUUUUUAUCUUCUAAUGCAAUGAAAUGGCCAUCUUUCAAUUGAAUGCUUUUAAAAUAGAAAGACGUUGCAACCGUUCGCACGGCUGCUCUGCACUAUGGCUUUUUUCUUUCUUUCUUCAGUAUACAGCCACGUACAAGGUUAAAUGACAGAGCAAAAAGAGUAUCAUUGCUGUCUCUAUCUUUGGGUCGGUCCGUCGGUUCGUAGGCCUCUCAAGAGUUACGGUUUUCAUUGUUGCACUUUUAAUUGAUACUUAUUCCAGUUAUAAAUCUACGACGUAACUCGUACGCAUAUUUAAAUUCAAACUGUGUGUCUGUCUGUUGCUUUUUACCAACGUUGAAUACAAAAGAAGUGAACGAAAAAACAGCAGCAACAACAACAAAACAGAAAAAUAAAACGGCAAUACUACCGACACACCGAAAGAGCAUAACACUGGCUGUCAACCAUCUGAGAGAGUGCAGAUGCUCAUCGGAGUGAAAAAGAGCGACCAGAUCAAGUGUGAUAAAAAGUGAGUCGGAGCGAGAGGCCAUUUCAAAAGAAUAAAUAUGUUGUACAAUUUACAUUGCACACACAUUAUUUUUCCGCCAUCGUCGUCGUCGUCGUCGUCGUCGUACAUGAACACAUUCGCUCGAAACAAAUAAAGAGAUAAAUGACGCGAACAACCCAACAAGAACUGGAUGAACAAAACAAGAAUUAAAUACACAUAUAUAAACACACAUACAGUAGCAGCGUUGCAACAAAACGUAGGCCAAGUAGAAGAAAGGAAAAUUGAACGUAAACAAAAAUUGCCUAUAUGAAAAAAGAGCGAAAUAACAACGAAAACAUACAACAAAACCAAAAUAAUGGAAAACAUACGAAAUAUAUAUGAAAACAAAAAAACACAUACAGAAUUUGAAUAAAAAUGAUGCGGUCGCAAGUACGACGGAACAUACAAUCUGAUGGCUAAACACACAACCGUUCGACAACAACGACGGCAACGACGACAUACACAUACAUGCAUGGCCGUCAAAUGUGUGCGAUCAUAGCAUAUAGAGGAAAACAACGUAAAUAGCAACAAAUAGAGACACACGUUGACAUCGAGAGUGUUUCACUCUUUAUUUCAGUUGCGUUCGGACGCUGUAUCGAUUCAAAUCGCGCGCGCGACCGUUCGUUUGUUUUGCGUGUGCUUGGAAUUUAGUUGAUGAUAUCGAAAAGAAGAAAAACCAAACUCACCAAACUGUUGAUAUUUAUUUAAUCUAUACUAAACUGUUGAUAUUUUUUUUUUAGUGGUAAUUGUCGCGCGCGAGUGAAUUUUUUUUUCUCUUGUGGUUCUGUUCUGUGUGGCCCAAAAGCAAAGUGCCACUGAAUGUGUGUGAUUGCUGUGGGGCAAACUCAGUGAAUUCGAGGAGCUCAAUUUGGAGGAGCCUUGAACCAAACUUGAUUUUUUUUUUUUGUUGGCAAAAUCAAGUCAACGUCGUACCGAUUCUAGUGUGAAGAAGAUGAUCGAUUUCAUGGAUGAUCUAGUGCCAUCGUCUCCUCCACUUGCAAUUAUUGCUGAACUGGCCGAUGCAUUACGAAAACGCAAAAGUCGAUCGGAUGCGUCGGACGAGGAUUUAGGUUUGCCAAGAAGCCCAUCGACACCACCACGUAAUGGCAGUCAUCAUGUGGUCGACGGUCAAAUGAAUAGCACGAACAAUGUUGGACGCCAUCAGCAUCACAGUUCAUUGGGUUUGCUGAGCAUGGCCAGUUCGGAAAUUUAUGAUGAUUCCAUGGAGUCGUCGAGUUUUCUCUCGACCAGCAAAUCAUCGUAUGAAAUUGGUAAACAUGAUGACAUAUUCCCACCUGAAAUUUCAUUGAACUCAAGCCGAGACUCGGACACCCGGCUCAGUCAUUCAGCUGCCAAACACAAAAUGGCUAUUCGACCAAAGAAAAAGGGCCCAUCGAGACCGCCAAGGAAACCAACUGACACAUCGAAUGCUCUGCCUUCAAUGCCCGAAGUCAAUGAGGAUUUCUUGAAAUCAUCCAAUGUCAUUGAGUCAUAUGUAAACAAAUCACAAUCGUUGCCACGUGGAGUGACCAGCAUAACAACGAGCAAAACCAUUGAAAAGCAUUCAAAUGUUUCCACAACGUUGAACAAGCAAACGAAAUCCAGAUUCGGCAAGACAUUGUAUACAAGUGGAUUUGAUGGCCGAGACCAAAAGGAUGUUAGCGACUCGAAUAAGAGUGUUUUGCCGUCGAUUACCAAGACGGACACAAGAACAUUGGAUUCGAAACGUGAAGAGCGAACACAUUCAGAAGAAGGAUUCUUUCGGCGUUUCAUCAAUCGCAGUGGCCGUAAGCAGAAAAAGGAACGUGAAACGAGCACAGCUGUUGACACCGAUACUCUGGAUGUGAAUAAGACGAGCAAAAAGAUGGAAACAUCAACGCCGGCUAUAAAAAAGAGUGCCGAACUAUCGAUAAUAAAUGUUUUAUCCAAUGUACGCGCUAAUGAUAUGCCAAUCGGUGCGAAAUCAUCGUAUUUACCAAGCAAUGAAAUCAACAAGAGUCCAAAAUCAUUGGUAAUGAAAAAUGAUAAACUACGAUCGGGCCCGAUAUCACGUCAACGAUACACAAAAGAAAUAAUGGACAUAGAAAAAACCGAUCCGAUUGAAACGCAUUCACCACAAAAACUAUCGCCACAUUCGACGCGCAAAGAGUUUGCCACCAGUUAUUUGCGCUUUUCGCCAACCAAAUCGAUCCAAAGCCAAUGUGAUGAUGAAAGUGAUAGUUUUGUACGCACAUCGCACCAUCGAUCGGAAGAGAUGCUGAACACGGCCACCGUAUCUGAUCCGAAUGCAUUCAAUGACGUUGACGAAGAUACACCGGCUCCGUAUUCGGUAUCGUUGCCGAAAAGCGUUUGGCCAAGUGAGAAUAAAUUCCCGCAAAAUGUGUCUCGCAAUGGUUACGGCUGGGGUCAAUGCCAACAGAAGAUCUCAAAAUUGAGCGGCGAUCAGCAGCAACAGCACCAAAUCAAAUCAUCAUCGCAAACAAAGGGGAAAAUGGUGGAGAAAUCGAAAAGUUUUCGCUUGUAUACGAAGAAUUUUAACAAUGAAACGACCGCACAAACACGUAACGAAAGUAGCAAACCAUCGUUAUGCCCAAGUUUGCCGGAUUUGAAUGCAUCGAACCGAAGCCCACUGGCACGACCAUCGCGCUACUCAUCGAAUCGUGAGAAUCUGCAAUCACUGCGCUAUUUGAACAACAGCGGCAACAAUUUGAAUGCGAAUGCAAACGCCAAUGCAAACGCAAAAUGGACGCCCACACGGAGUAGCUCAUCAUCGCGCAUUUCGGAGCAACGUUACAGCAAUAAUCGAUUCGAAAUUAACGACAUGAAUUUGAUUCCAACAUCGAAACUCUAUUCAACGCUCAACACAUCCGACGAAAUCGCAUCGUACGAUAUCGAAAAGGAUGACACACACUUGAUGCCCGCCGAUCAAAAUCCAAACCUUUUGCAAUCAGUCGCAUCAUCGAAAACACAUCACUCAAUUCAAAAUACGAAUAUCAACGAAAUCGAAGAUAACAUUGAUAAAAUCAUGAAGUCAUCGGUGGUGACCGUGUUGAAAAAAUCACCCACCGCUGAACUGUAUCAAAUCAAAACGAACAAUGGCAAUGUGUCGUUGACGACAAUUACAAAGGAUGAUCACGAAAGUAAUGGGCUGAAUGUGGCAACGGUUGAAAAUCCACCGUUGCUCCGACACUCGACCACCGCCACGAAACUCGAUCUUCAGGUGCCAUCGUCAUCACCACCAAAGAAAAUCAUCUCGGAUAUUCCGGAAUUCAUGCAAAUCCAACUGAAUCGCGUCGAUGCCAGCCGACCCAAAAGCUGUAUCGAAUAUUCGUCAACCAUUGUGUCGAGCGCAGUUGCGAGCAACAACAAUAAUGCUACGGCAUCAAGUGGACCAAAUGAAGAGGAUAAAGAGCGGCGAUUCAGUAACGAGAGCAUUGAAAUUAGCGACAAAAAGAAAGCCAUUAGCUCAUCGUCGAUGAAUGCGUUCAAUUCGAAUCUCAACAAGUCGUCGGAGUCGUUGAAGAGCGGUUUUGGUCAUCAGUCUCGUUCAUCGAUUGGUAGCCAGCAAUUAUCCCGUGGUAGUUCCACAUCGGAUCUGAAUAAAACGUCAAUCAUCAGUGAUAACCAUAGUUCGGAUGAUUGUUUGGAUUUGGACUUGGAUGAUGACAAUGAAGGACAUUUGGUGAUUGAGCGUCGCAAAUCAGUUUCCGACAAAAAGCUCAAAUUCGAACAGCAAAUCGAGAAAAUUCAAGCGGAAGUGAAGCGUUCAUCGAUCAUUGGUGCGGACAAAGGUGUCACUCCUCGAAAAUUGUCACUUGAAGAUGACAAUAGUUCGACGGUGGUGUUGCGUGGCAAAAAAUCGGCCAAAUCAUCGGAAUCCGCAGAUCCAACGCCUGAACUGAUGAAAGUGUUUGCCCGACGUUCGCUUAAAAUCAAAGACACCGACGAAUACCAAGUGCACGAUGACGCUGAACGUGAAUUACUCAAUCAGAAGAUGAACGACAGUGGUGGCGGCGGCGGUGCAAACAAUGAUACAAACAACAAUAUGAACCGAAUCAAUAAUGCAAAGAAUAGCAACCGAUUUAAUACAGACAGUGAUAAAGAAAAUAAUGUAUCAAGCGGUGCACAAAGCAGCAUACCAAAGGUGGAGAUUUACAUUAAACCGACGAAUGAUAAAAGUGGUGAUGCAUCGCCCAAAAAGGAUGCAUCGAUAAAAAAUAACGUGGACAUGACAUCGGUGAAAAGUAUCGGGAAAUUAUUCAACGGUGCAACGGCAAAUCGAUUCUCAUCGAAUCCAUCGAAUACCGCGCCCAGCAAUAAUUAUCGCAAUUCGACGGCUUUUUUUGAAAAUCUCCACAAUAGUCCAAACAAUCCAGCGGCGCGCAAUCAAAAAGAUGCAGCACCGGCUCCGCAAGAUAAUGGCGUUGUGCUGAUUAUCGAAAAAAAUCAAGGCAACAACAAUGAAAAUGUGAAUAAUAGCAAAUUCAAUUCAAAUUCAUACAAUAACAAUUUCACCAAAAAUACCACACCAAUCAUUUCGAAUAAAAUCGGUCAAAUUCAGUCAUCGAUGAAUCAAAGAAAUUCAAAUGAAGACACCAUGACAACAACCAAUGUAAAUUCCACAAAAACCACUGGAACCGUGUCGAAUAACAGCGCAGAUGCGAACAAUUCAUCACAAGACAUCGAUCACAAGGAGAAAGAGUACAAGGGGAUCUUGGAACGUAAAGCAGAAUGGGAGAAACGAGCGAGCCAGGCAUUUAAAUAAGUAACAUGUGCUUGCGCAACAAAAAUGAACAAACAAUAAUCAACGGCCAAAAGUCAAUAACUACCAAAAUUUUUGCAAGUUGAAACAUGAAGAGCUUUUUUUUUUCGCGAUAAUCAUACGUAUAGAAGAAAAAUAAACGAAUUAUAAGGUUUAAGAAUGGUUAAGAUGACGAAUUUUAGAGCUAGCAAACGAUAUGCAUUCAUGUCAUUGAACAAUAACGUUGGACAAGAAGAAUCGCUUAAAUUUCAAAAUGAAAAUGAGGAACAAUUGACAAAAAAAAUGUUAGUUUAAAUGUAAUUAAUCACUAAACAAAAUCAAUUUAACAUUCUCUCGUAUCAGUCUUUCACGAAUCACAAACUGACCUAUAUAUAUAUAUGUUUACUAUGUGUGUGUUUUUUUAAAUAACCUGAACUGAUAAAAAAAAAAACAAAAACUUAAAACGAAAAGAAGACAAAUCGACACCAUUUUGAAAGAGUCACGCAAAAGAUAUAGCGAGAUUUUUUUUUUGCCAAAAUGCUUAUAUAUUAUGAUCUAUGUAAAAAAAAAAAUUGGUAAAGAUAUAAACAAAUAUUUGGAGAAAAAAAAAUAUGAUUAUGUACGGUUAAAAAUCCAAAACAAAAAUAAAUACGUUCAUUUGUUGUUGUUAGUUAGAUAUGAUGAGAAAUUAGUAUGUUUUCUGUAUAGAAAUGAUAUAUUUGAAAAAUAAAAAUAUGCGCCUCUACUAAAAAAAA